This is a messenger RNA of Gamsiella multidivaricata, 2102 nucleotides long. RefSeq names its product sphinganine-1-phosphate aldolase. Gene Ontology annotation, biological process: sphingolipid catabolic process; carboxylic acid metabolic process. The coding region runs from base 292 to 1926 and encodes 544 amino acids. Gene Ontology annotation, cellular component: endoplasmic reticulum. Gene Ontology annotation, molecular function: pyridoxal phosphate binding; sphinganine-1-phosphate aldolase activity. The record is from RefSeq and is a predicted model, not a curated record. Lineage: Eukaryota; Fungi; Mortierellomycota; Mortierellomycetes; Mortierellales; Mortierellaceae. The transcript is spliced from 4 exons.
UCCUUCUGAUCUUUUGUUCAUAAACGGACGCAUCAUCGUCAGCCAAAGGACCGACGACCACCAGCAGCAGCAGCAGCAACAACAGCAAUAAGCAACCACGUCAGUGUGUGUCAGCAGGGGCACCAACAGUCGCUCAUCCAUCACAUCGGGGUCAAGCACAGGCACAAGCACAAACAAUACCAAGUCGCCAGUCGAGUCUCCACCCUCCCUUUUUUCUGUCCCAGUUGACCCGUCUUCUACUUCUUUCUCCCUUUCACUUCAUUUUUGCCAUUUAACUCGAUACAUUCCAACAUGCCAGUCUCCUCCGUCCUCGCCAGUCCGGCUGCACAAAUCGUCCAGACUUACCUUAACAACCCACGCCUGAGCAACAUCAAGAACCUGGUCUUCAUCAUCUUCAUCUACAAGCUCCUUUCAUUCCUCAACACCACAUUCGUGACCCAUGGACCCACAAGAACUUACAAAGAGCUCAAAGUUUACCUAAGCGCACUCGCCUUCAAAUAUGCCAAGAUGCUCCCUAGUGUAAAGGAAAAACUGAAUCGCGAGCUCGGAAAGGCCGCCAAGGAUAUUGAGGACAAGGUCGCACCUCAGGACGACAAUUUCCCUCGCUACACGAUCCUACCAGAGCGAGGAUUCACAGAGGAGGAAAUGACUAAGGAACUGGAGAGAUAUAGCGAAUUGCCCCACACUCGCUGGGAGGAGGGACGUGUCUCAGGAGCGGUAUACCAUCACAACAAGAUCCUCUCAGACUUGGGAGCCCUCGCAUACAGAAAGUUCUCAAGUGCCAACCCAUUGCACCCCGAGGUCUUCCCAGGAACGAGAAAGAUGGAGGCUGAGGUGUGCGCCAUGGUGUUGCAGCUCUUCCAUGCCAGCCCCAAGGCUGGAGCUGUCAUGACCUCUGGAGGCACCGAGUCGAUCCUGAUGUCCUGCAAGACCCAUCGCGACUGGGGCAAGGAGGUCAAAGGCAUCACCAAACCUGAAAUUGUCGCCCCAGUUACCAUUCACGCAGCGUUCGACAAGGCCGCCAGCUACUUUGGCAUGAAGUUGAUCCACGUUCCUAUCGACCCCGUCACGAUGCAAGCCGACCUCAAUGCUGUCAAGAAGGCCAUCAACAAGAACACUGUUCUUAUUGCUGGCUCCGCAGUCAACUACCCACAUGGUGUUAUGGAUGAUAUUGUUGCUCUGGGCAAGCUGGCCAAGAAGCACAACGUUGGUCUUCAUGUCGAUUGCUGUCUUGGUAGUUUCAUGGUGGCGUUUGCGGAGAAGGCAGGAUACAAGUUGCCACCAUUUGAUUUCCGUGUCCCUGGAGUCACCGCCAUCUCAUGCGACACUCACAAGUAUGGAUUCGCACCUAAGGGAUCUUCGAUCAUCAUGUAUCAUACCAAGGAGCUCCGCCGGUACCAAUACUUCAGCAUGGCCACUUGGCCCGGUGGAAUUUACGCCUCACCCUCCAUUGCUGGCUCUCGUCCCGGCGCUCUUAUUGCAGGAUGCUGGGCUACGUUAAUGCACGUCGGACAGGAGGGAUACGUUAAGGAAGCCAAGCACAUCAUUAGCGCGCAGAUCAAGGUUCGCAAGGCGAUCGAGACCAUUCCCAGUCUGUAUGUCUAUGGUGAACCCAAGACAUCAGUCGUGGCCUUCAAUUCGAGAAAGUACAACAUUUAUGAUGUCAGUGAUCAGUUGUCAAAGCGCGGUUGGCACUUGUCUGCACUGCAGAACCCUCCGGGCGUCCACUGGACCAGCACAAUCCCAACCGCUGAUGCCGCGGAUGAGUUUAUUUCAGACUUGCAGGAGGUUAUGAGCGACUUUGAAGCAGGAAAAAUCACAGAGACGGGGUCGACAGCAGGCAUGUACGGUAUGGCCGCAACGGUGCCUUCUUCGGUCGUUGCCGAGGUUGCCUGUGCCUUUGUUGACGCUCUUUACAAGCCGUAAAUGAUGAGAUGUGUAAAAAUAAAGAAAAAUGAAAUUCGAGUCUGGACCUCGUGUCGUGAGGUUAUGGGCCAUCAAAUCCGGCAUGUAUGCACAUAUGGAAUGAAUGCAUCGUUGGGGGUCUGCUUGCAUCAAAGGAAGAAUGCUUGCAUUAAGAGGGCAUGGAAACGGUUCUUACG